Messenger RNA from Teleopsis dalmanni, 1009 nucleotides. RefSeq names its product NFU1 iron-sulfur cluster scaffold homolog, mitochondrial-like. Gene Ontology annotation, cellular component: mitochondrion. Gene Ontology annotation, biological process: iron-sulfur cluster assembly. The transcript has 3 exons. Bases 68 to 907 code for a protein of 279 amino acids. Gene Ontology annotation, molecular function: iron ion binding; iron-sulfur cluster binding. NCBI's taxonomy places the organism in Eukaryota, Metazoa, Arthropoda, Insecta, Diptera, Diopsidae. The record is from RefSeq and is a predicted model, not a curated record.
AUUUACGCAAGUAUCUGCAUAAUAAAAUAAGAAGUUACGCUAAAUUAUAAAAUUAGAAGUUUUGAAUAUGUCCAAAUAUCUGCUAAGUGGAAUUAAAAAUUCGAAUACUGUUUACCGCAGUUUCAUUGAAUUAAGAAAAGUAUGUUUUUCUUCAGUACGCAACAACAAUAUCAUUAAUAAUGGCCCUAGAGAGAAGCCUUUAUUAUAUAGCAAGUCUCAGCUAUUACAAUACAACAAAAGGUUUAUGUUUAUUCAAACUCAAGACACACCAAAUCCAGAUAGUUUAAAAUUUCUACCAGGUAAUGACGUCUUGGGAAAAGGCAACACUUACGAUUUUCCCAAUGCUACAGAAGCAUAUUGCAGCCCAUUAGCUAAGUUACUUUUUCGCAUCGAAGGUGUAAGAGCAGUUUUUUUCGGUGCAGAUUUCAUAACUAUUUCAAAACUAGAGGAUUCUGAAUGGGCUGUUAUUAAGCCGGAAGUAUUUGCUGUUGUAAUGGAUUUUUUUGCAACCGGUUUACCUAUAUUAAAUGAGGCGAAACCAAAUUCGGACACCCAAAUCGAAGAGGAUGAUGAUGACACAGUAAUGAUGAUAAAAGAAUUAUUGGAUAGUCGAAUACGACCAACUGUGCAGGAAGAUGGUGGCGAUAUAAUAUAUAUGGGCUAUGAAAAUGGCAUAGUUAAAUUAAAAAUGCAAGGUUCCUGCUCAUCAUGCCCUAGUUCAAUCGUUACCCUGAAAAAUGGUGUACAAAAUAUGUUACAGUUUUACAUACCCGAAGUCGAAGCUGUUGAACAAGUGUUUGAUAAAACCGAUGAAAUGAAUGACAAAGUUUUUCAAAAAAUUGAACAAAGUAUUAGGUUAAAAGAACGAAAUAUGGGACAAACUGAUGUAGAGGAUAAGAAAGCUUAAAUAAACUUAGAUAAGCAGAGUAGUUGCAUACUGUUAUAAUGCUAAAUUUCAAUAUAUUUUGAAGAUAUUAUAGUUAUAUAUAAAACUAACAACAAAGAGAAU